Mugil cephalus (flathead mullet) is the source of this 2643-nucleotide messenger RNA. It is a transcript of the gene pggt1b, whose product is annotated as protein geranylgeranyltransferase type I, beta subunit. Gene Ontology annotation, cellular component: CAAX-protein geranylgeranyltransferase complex. Bases 135 to 1238 code for a protein of 367 amino acids. Lineage: Eukaryota; Metazoa; Chordata; Actinopteri; Mugiliformes; Mugilidae. The transcript is spliced from 9 exons. Gene Ontology annotation, biological process: protein geranylgeranylation. Gene Ontology annotation, molecular function: CAAX-protein geranylgeranyltransferase activity. The record is from RefSeq and is a predicted model, not a curated record.
CAAAGACUGUGUUAUGUGAACUGUCCGUGUCUUCUGGAGAGUUAAACUUCCGAAUAGUCUUUGCUGCAGUCGCGGCUUUUAAUUUGAAAAAACAAACGUACCGGAAAAGAAUCCUCAUAGGUGCGGAUGCAAAGAUGGCGGAAGAGGAGAAGCAGUUUGAAGAAUUUGAGCAAAUAGACUUUUUAAGGGAUCGACACGUACGAUUCUUCCAGAGAACACUUCAGGUGCUGCCCGAGAGAUACGCGUCGCUGGAAACAACCAGAUUAACCAUCGUGUUCUUUGCCCUGUCUGGUCUGGAUGUGCUGGACGCCCUCGAUGUGAUCGAUAAGAACAUCAUGACUGAGUGGAUCUACUCUCUGCAGGUUCUGCCCACAGAGGAUCAGUCAAACCUCAGCCGUUGUGGGUUUCGAGGAUCGUCGCAUAUUGGAAUCCCUUACAGCACUAAGGGUCCAGGCGUGCUCCAUCCAUAUGACAGCGGUCACGUAGCCAUGACCUACACCGGGCUGUGCUCUCUGCUGAUACUGGGAGACGACCUGAGUCGGGUUAACAAACAGGCCUGCCUGGCUGGUCUCAGAGCGCUGCAGCUGGAGGACGGCAGUUUCUACGCGGUGCCAGAAGGAAGUGAAAACGACAUACGGUUCAUCUACUGUGCAGCCAGCAUCUGCUACAUGCUGGACGACUGGUCGGGCAUGGACAUCCAGAAGGCCAUCGACUACAUCCGGGGAAGCCUGUCGUACGACAAUGGGUUUGGCCAGGGAGCUGGGCGAGAGUCUCACGGUGGCUGGACGUACUGCGCCAUCGCCUCCCUGUGUCUGAUGGGCCGACUGGAGGAGGCGCUGAGCCAGCGGGAGCUGGACAGGAUCCGGCGGUGGUGCAUCAUGAGGCAGCAGAGCGGCUUCCACGGGCGCCCCAACAAACCCGUAGACACGUGCUACUCCUUUUGGGUCGGCGCUACGCUGGAGCUGUUAGAUGUGUUCCGAUACACCAACUUUGACAAGAACAGGAGCUUCAUUCUGUCCACGCAGGAUCGGUUGGUCGGGGGCUUCGCCAAGUGGCCGGACAGUCAUCCAGACCCUCUCCAUGCCUACUUAGGGCUGUGUGGCCUGUCUCUGAUCGGCGAGCCCACCCUGAGGAAGGUCCACCCAGCUCUUAACAUCACCCAGAGAGCCUUUCAGCACCUCCAGCAGCUGCAGCAGACGUGGAGGGACGGCGCCGGCGGCUGCGGCCGACAGCACUGACAGCAGCCCUGCCUCCGAAACAGGUUCAGUUAUCAGGAACAUCUAACGGUGGUCGUUCAGAGACGACUGGACUUUUGCUCUCAAAGACGUUCGGUCACUCAUCUGAGAGGCCUUCUCAUUGCCUGAAUCGAGAAGUUGUUGUUGUUUUUUUUUUUUUUUUUCGGAAGGCCCAAGCUACAAAGUAGUAGCUUCGGGGAGCUCAGUUUAAAUCCAUCUAAAGCAACGUUUCUGUGAAGCAAUAUACGCCACACACUUUUCUGCUGCCUUUUUAUUAGUACACGGUAGUCAUUAACUGCUCACUGUGGCUUGAGGGAAUAAAACGAUGUGCCAGAAAGUCAAAUUUGAGACGCCGGGAAGAAAUUCCAGGUGCCUCUGUGUCGCCGACGUUUUAGACAACGGCCUUUUGACGUCUCCCGCUCCCAAGACUCAUAGUUAACAACACAAAUCUAAGCCAAGGAUCAACACGACUGAUGCACUUGACACAGACAUGAGAAACAUCUGUAAAUGUUGCUCCCAAUAUGAGGGAGGAUCCGCAGGAGGUAUAUAAACCAUAUUGUAAAACGUCUCUAGAGUAAUGUCCUAGCUUUGGUUUUGCAUUUUGUGAAUAACGUCCCGAUGUUUUUGGUGUAAUUUGUGGGGGAAUGUGGGAACCGUUAGGCCAAUUAUUCAGUCUUUUCACUUAAAGGAGGAGAAAGCGGUUCCACACACUCUCCUCCAGACAGUGUAUACAGAUUUUUUUAUUUUUUUUUUUAUUAUGAUGCCUUCUUUACGUCUCCAUCCUGACCUUUCUCGUUAGCUUCUCUAAAGCCUCAAGCUCUCCCGUCCCAGAGGUGAUACCAGCCGGUCAGGUUCGCUCUCCUCAGCUCCUCGCUUCAGCAUCCUCCAGUUCCUACACUGCAGGCUUUGUUCAGUGAUCAAGAGUGGAAAAGGUGGCUGAGAACCAACAACCACCUUAGGGGACAAAUCUUGGAGGGGGAAAAAAAAAAAAAACUCUUAAGAGAUCAAAAAUACUUUGGCUUAUCAUUCCAUACCACAUCUUUCUAAAAGCUAGCAGAGCAAUAGAUUGGGCUCCCAAAGGGAAUUUGUUAAGAAAAGAGAACCCCCAUCCUUUUUGCUGCGAGGUAGAACAUGUCAGUUCUAGCUGGAGAUCCCAUCCUGACGCCCUGUGACUCCUGUGCUCUGAACUGAUCUGAUCUGAACCAGUCUCCUCCACCAGCGUCUGUGCUCCCUUCAAGGCUAAGCUGUCUGAAAUCAAUAGGGGAAAGAUGAGCCAGUGGCACCAUAACUCGAAGAAAUCCAUUCCUUUGAACAGUGCUGCGAAUUGACUUGUUGGUUUGGGUCCAGUGAGGGAUGCAGGGCAUCCAACAAAGAACAAAACGCACCAGCAGAACGUUAACAACAACAA